AUGUCAGUACAAUCGAAUCCAUAUGGUCCAAACCCAUCAGACUUUUUGUCCAACGUCAACAAAUUCGAAGUCAUUGAAAGUACUUUGAGAGAAGGUGAGCAGUUUGCCAAUGCAUUCUUCACCACCGAAAAGAAGAUUGAAAUCGCCAAGGCAUUGGAUGAUUUCGGUGUUGACUACAUUGAAUUAACUUCGCCUGUUGCUUCUGAACAGAGUAGAAAAGAUUGUGAGGCCAUCUGUAAAUUGGGCUUGAAAGCCAAGAUCUUGACCCACAUUAGAUGUCAUAUGGACGAUGCUAGAGUCGCCGUGGAGACCGGUGUUGAUGGUGUUGAUGUUGUCAUUGGUACAUCACAAUUUUUGAGAAAAUACAGUCACGGUAAAGACAUGAACUAUAUCGCACAAAGUGCCAUUGAGGUUAUCGAAUUUGUCAAAUCCAAAGGUAUCGAAAUCCGUUUCUCAUCCGAAGACAGUUUUAGAUCAGAUAUCGUUGAUCUCUUGAACAUCUACCGUACUGUAGACAAAAUCGGAGUCAACAGAGUCGGUAUUGCCGAUACCGUUGGUUGUGCCAAUCCAAGACAAGUUUACGAAUUGGUCAAAACUUUGAAAUCUGUCGUGUCCUGUGACAUUGAAUGCCACUUCCACAAUGACACUGGGUGUGCUAUUGCCAACGCAUACACUGCGUUGGAAGCCGGUGCUAAAUUGAUCGAUGUCAGUGUGUUGGGAAUUGGUGAAAGAAAUGGUAUUACUCCACUUGGUGCAUUAAUGGCAAGAAUGAUCACCGCUGACCGUGACUAUGUUCUUUCUAAAUACAAACUUCACAAAUUGAGAGACUUGGAAAACCUCGUUGCCGACGCAGUCCAGGUGAAUGUCCCAUUCAACAACCCAAUCACUGGAUUCUGUGCAUUCACACACAAAGCUGGUAUCCACGCCAAAGCCAUCUUGGCCAACCCCUCAACAUACGAAAUCUUGAACCCAAGUGAUUUCGGUCUUACAAGGUAUAUCCAUUUCGCCAAUAGAUUAACCGGAUGGAACGCUAUCAAAUCAAGAGUUGACCAAUUGAACUUGCACUUGACAGACUCCCAAGUCAAAGAAGUUACAGAAAAGAUUAAGAAAAUGGGUGAUAUUAGGCAGUUGAGUAUUGAUGAUGUAGACUCAAUCAUUAAGGAAUUCCACUCAGAUUUGACAACACCCUCUAUUAGACCUCAGACAAAUGGAGGCCAAGAGGCUGAUGUCAAAGUCAUUGCUGAUGAAGAAUUGGAGGCCAAAAGGAGAAAAGUUGAAUAA
Lodderomyces elongisporus is the source of this 1281-nucleotide messenger RNA. It is a transcript of the gene LYS22, whose product is annotated as Lys22p. The transcript has a single exon. Bases 1 to 1281 code for a protein of 426 amino acids. NCBI's taxonomy places the organism in Eukaryota, Fungi, Ascomycota, Pichiomycetes, Serinales, Debaryomycetaceae. Gene Ontology annotation, molecular function: homocitrate synthase activity. The record is from RefSeq and is a predicted model, not a curated record. Gene Ontology annotation, cellular component: mitochondrion.